GUAUUGUGUUUGUGUUUUACUACAGCUGGGAAACCAGGUCGACAUUUUGGAAUCAAGGUUAUAAAGAAAAUCUGAGGAAUAUGAGUUGUGUUGAUUGUCUUUCUAAUAAGUGUAUUGGAUAUCUGGUUUUCCAAUCCCUGGAUAAGUGGUGAUGAUCAAGGUAUAUUUGGUGUGAAAUAUUGUGUUUAGUGUGACUGAAUGCCAGUGAUGAUGACAACGACUAGUGACAAGUCAGAAGAGGGGGGCGUCAGCCUCACCCACCUUGUAUAUCUCACCCAGGAUGGUACUCUGGCCAACACCUGUAUGGGUACCGGCACCUGUAUGUCAUAUGGUGACAUUCAAGUGUGUACAGACGAUAUAAAUAAUGAUGCCCAAAACAAAUGGUGGCGAUGUUGUCGAAGGAAAAUUAGGAUGAACAAAACCAGUAAUGUCAAAUUAACCCAUGCCAAAGGAAUAUCCAAAAGAAUCUCCGAGAUAGCACGAUGGAGCAAACUCUGGAAGUUAAUACAAGAUGAUGAUGGGUGUCACCAAGUAGUUUUGGACCCUAUACAGGAGUUUGACACUUAUAAGGAAUUGGACCCCAAGGUGAAGAAGUGUACUAUGGAGCGCACCAUACUUAAAGUUCAUCUCCCUAAUGGGGGCUUCAACAUGGUCAAGUAUGGUGAUGCCACAGAUGUCAAGGACAUAAUCAAAUUAGUUGUUGGGAGAUUGACGGCUGGAGAGAGAUACUUCGCGAACUGUUAUGCCCUCAAGUUAGUUAAUAUCCAAUCCAAGGACAGUUACUGGCUCCACAAUAAUCUGUCAAUGUACCAGGUCCGACAGAAGUACGAAUCCGCUCACCCAUCUGAUGAAUGGAGAUACGAAUUGAGAGUUCGGUAUCUUCCCAAGAGCUUCCAGGAAUUGUACACAAAGGACAAAGUCACAUUCUACUAUUUAUAUGACCAGGUACGAAAUGAUUACAUGAGGGACAUAGCAGAACACAUAGAGGCUGACAUAGCUAUCAGGCUAGGCUGCAUUGAAAUGAGGCGAUUCUUCAAGGACAUGCCACAAGCUGCUCUGGAUAAGAAGUCAAAUUUUGAGUGCUUAGAAAAGGAAGUGGGCUUCAAAAGAUUCCUUCCAAAGUCUGUGACUGAAACGAUGAAGUCCAAGACCCUCCGAAAACUGAUACAGUUCCAUUUCAAACAAUAUGCACAACUGACAGAGAAUGAGUGUGUUUAUAAAUUCUUUGAAACUUUAAAGACGGUGUACAAAUUUGAGCAGGAAAGGUUUAAUUGUGCUUUAGGGUCAGGAUGGAGUAUUUCCAUGGAGAUAGUCAUUGGACCAGAAGUAGGAAUAAGCUACCUCACAGAGAAGGCCUCCUCACCAACACACAUGGCCGACUUUGCCCAAGUCCAGUCUAUCCAGACCAAUGCCACACCCGACAACAAAGGCGUGUUACAGAUCAAGAUUGCUGGGGCGACAGAGGCACUUACUAUCAUCUGUAGCACAUUGGAGGAUGCUGAAGACAUGGCAAACUUGAUGGAUGGCUACUGUCGCCUUGUCCACAAUGUAGCCACUUCUCUCUGGACCAAAAAAUCUCUAUCAGAUUGGAGGUCAUCUGUUGAGGAGAAUCUGAAUAUUUUAGAUCUGAGAGGUGAAAAUAUUCCCAGAUUGCCUUUCCUUGGAUUUGAGAAGACAGGAACUCAUGGGAAAUCAUCUCACAAUAAUGGUUCCAAUGAACGGAUAUCAGACUAUGCAGAGAUAGUGGAGGAUGAAGGAGAUUACAGUACCCCAGCAGGCCAGUAUGGCAGCCGACGGAAGAAGAAAAAGUCACGGGACUAUGAGCUGUGUCGGGAUUUAAUACGACUCCAGGAGGUGUUAGGGGAGGGUCAGUUUGGAGAUGUCCACAAGGGUAUCUACAUAGACAAGGAUGGAAUGUCUGUCGCUGUGGCGGUGAAAACUUGUAAAGAGGACAAUGAAGAGUCUAUGACAGAGAAGUUCUUAGAAGAGGCAUUGAUUAUGCAGCAGUUUGAUCACCCCCACAUUAUACAUCUCAUCGGAAUCUGUUCGGAGACCAGACCAGUCUGGAUCGUCAUGGAGCUUGCCAAACAUGGGGAGAUGAGGGCCUAUCUACAAAAGAAUGCACACAUUCUUGACCUUUGUACAUUAAUACUGUACACCUGUCAACUCUGUACCGCGCUGUCCUACUUGGAGAGUAAAAAGUUUGUCCACAGGGAUAUUGCUGCUAGGAAUGUGCUAGUAUCAUCCCAUGACUGUGUCAAACUGGCUGACUUCGGACUGUCACGGGUGGUAGAGGAACAAAGUUACUAUAAAGCUUCCAAAGGAAAGCUGCCCAUUAAAUGGAUGGCACCUGAAUCUAUAAAUUUUAGACGGUUUACUACAGCUAGUGAUGUGUGGAUGUUUGGUGUGUGUAUUUGGGAAAUCCUGAUGUACGGAGUCAAACCAUUCCAACAUGUAAAGAAUAAUGAUGUGAUAGGCAAAAUAGAGAAUGGAGAGAGGCUGCCCCUCCCGCCAGGCUGUCCCCCCUCCAUGUAUAAUCUGAUGUGUGUGUGCUGGUCCUAUGAACCAUCGAAGAGGCUUUCUUUUGCUGAGCUGAAAAUUCUUCUUUGUGAGAUCCUGGAGGAAGAAAGACGUCGACAGGAGGAUGAGAUGCGACGAGAUAACCGGAGGAUACAGGAAAUCUCAUGGAGGUCGAGCGGGUCAGAUAUCGAGGAGCCACCCCCCAAGCCUGCCCGCCCCCAGUAUCCUGCCAUGUCUCCCUCUGGCUCCACACCUAACUUGACCAUCAACAGCAGUGUGGCCAGUCUACCACACCAAUGGAACAGCACCACCAACCUACCUGUAGGCCACAGUACCCCUCUGCAGGCCCUCAGUCCUCAGAUACAUCCCCCGCCAGCCUCAGAACCCGCCACGCUACGUAACUCCCAGCUGCCUGCAGAAAUAAACCUGCAGCACUACUUCCCCUCCUCAUCAGGCUAUACCUCAGUGCCUUUCUCCACCAACCACCAGCAAGGCAUGAGCACCAUGGACUCUUCCAUGCCAAUCCACGCCACCCCAGACCCAGGGGCUGCUAGUCUGCCUACACGCCGGGGUGGGGCUUCUUCAAAGCCUUUUGGAUACCAUGUGCCACGUAAUCAUCAUGAGUUGUCUGAUAUCCUUGGAAACCAGUACCAUAAGCCAUCUCCAAGGAACUCAGCUGUGAUAGACCAUCAGGUUUCCAGUGAGCCUAGGCUUUCUCCUGAGGACUUCGACUUUCACACAUCAGAAGGAGUACCACGGGCACACAUAAACCAUGAUGAGGUAGUAGAUCCAAAAGUAUUGGAGGAACGAUUGCAGCAACAACAGCGACAGCUUCAUGAGGAUGCCAAGUGGUUAGAAGCCUCUGAAACAAAACUGGGCAGGGAUAAGUGGCAACCGUCUGGCCUGAAGCCUGAUGUAGGUAGUAAAGAGAACUCACCACCACAGCCUGCAAUACCACAGCCCCCCACCCCACAGCCAACAGCAGAGGUGCAGACUCGACCAACCAAUACAUACUCCAGCACCUCCAGUAAUAGCCAUGCCUCCAGUGGCAGUAGAAGCAGUGUAAACAGUGAUCCAGAGAUGCCAUCUCCAACCAGCAAGAUGGAUGCUGCUAUUCAGCAAGAACUAGACAGGAAUGAUGACCACGUUUAUGAGAAUACAACGAAUGUAGUGCGAUCUGUGAUGUCACUGACCAGGGUAGCACCCUCAAUAAGGCCUGAUGAAUAUGUUGACUUAGUUAAGGAUACUGGAAUACAACUACGAGGACUUCUAACCAGUGCUGACGACUUUACAGCAACUGUUCCCAAGGGACAGGAUACUGAGAUUCAGAUGGCACAGAAAGUUUUGUCAACAGACAUGGCAUCGCUGAUCAACUCCAUGAAACUUGCUCAACAAUAUAGAUCAACAGCAUUAGAGAGUGAAUACAGGAAAGGAAUGCUCAAAGCUGCUCAUGUUUUAGCAAUGGACUCUAAAAACCUUCUGGAUGUUGUGGACAGAACUCGGCUGAAAAUGCUUGCUCUAAGCUGAUCCCAGGUGAGGCAGCGUCUGCCCAAUAGCCUACACACCAUGGUUUUGUUGUUGUUGUAAUGGAGUGAAGGCUUUCUUGGAUGGCGCCUGCCCACCAUUUCUGUAAGGGAGAAAGUGACUAAAAGAUUUUGUGCAAUAUUGUAAUUAUAUAUAAAAGUCAUAUGAUGUUCGUGUACGAAUAUGACAUACAACUGUAGAAUUUUAUCAGCUGCUUUUGUCACAUGACCUACAUGAGAAAUAGGCAGUGCAUUACAUAGGGUGAAACAGGCCUGAUGAUGUCUCGUGAACUGAAACCCAGCUGAUGGCUGCAGGUCCUUUGGAUAAAACUCUAGUGGUUGAAUGUUGAUCCUGUAGCUGAACCUUGUGCGAUGACUGCAGGUCAAGGUGAUGAAUUCCUUUCCUUUUACAAAAAUUGUUUCAUAAGGACAUCAUUGAAAAUAUUUAAAAAUAUUGUCAGACACUGUCUUUAACAGAUAUGUACAACUUUGACAGGUAUGACGCAGCAGGUAUUGAUGUAUGAUACAGCCUGAUGGUUGGCUGGGUAGACUGUAAAGGGUACGGUAAAUGAGAUGAUAUACACGGCCAGGCUGUACUAGUAUUCUGUAACAUGUGUUUUACCUGUUACUAAAUUAUUAAUUUUCUAUAACUGAUGUCAAGUAUAAUAGUAAGACUGUAUCACAAAUCCUAUUUAAAUGCUGUAUUUGUUAUUUAAUGAAACAAGAAUAAAGCAAGAAAUGAUUACAAAGAAAU
Mizuhopecten yessoensis (Yesso scallop) is the source of this 4797-nucleotide messenger RNA. Its product is annotated as focal adhesion kinase 1-like. Gene Ontology annotation, molecular function: protein tyrosine kinase activity; ATP binding. NCBI's taxonomy places the organism in Eukaryota, Metazoa, Mollusca, Bivalvia, Pectinida, Pectinidae. Gene Ontology annotation, cellular component: cytoskeleton; focal adhesion. The coding region runs from base 199 to 4047 and encodes 1282 amino acids. The record is from RefSeq and is a predicted model, not a curated record. The transcript has 29 exons. Gene Ontology annotation, biological process: protein phosphorylation; signal complex assembly.